AAUAACAGCAGCAGUAGUAGUAAUAACAGCAGCAGCAGUAGUAGUAAUAGCAGCAGCAGCAGUAGUAGUAAUAGCAGCAGCAGCAGUAGUAGUAAUAGCAGUAGUAGUAGUAAUAGCAGCAGCAGCAGUAGCAGUAGUAAUAGCAGUAGCAGCAGCAGUAGUAGUAAUAUCAGUAGCAGCAGUAGUAGUAAUAGCAGCAGCAGCAGUAGUAGUAAUAGCAGCAGCAGCAGUAGUAGUAAUAACAGCAGUAGUAGUAAUAGCAGCAACAGCAGUAGUAAUAGUAAUAGCAACAGCAGUAGUAGUAAUAGCAGCAGUAGUAGUAAUAGCAGUAGUAGUAGUAAUAGCAGCAGCAGCAGUAGUAGUAAUAGCAGCAGCAGCAGUAGUAGUAAUAUCAGCAGUAGUAGUAAUAGCAGCAACAGCAGUAGUAAUAGUAAUAGCAACAGCAGCAGUAGUAAUAGCAGCAACAGCAGUAGUAGUAAUAGCAGCAGUAGUAGUAGUAAUAGCAGCAGUAGUAGUAGUAAUAGCAGCAGUAGUAGUAGUAAUAGCAGCAGUAGUAGUAGUAAUAGCAGCAGUAGUAGUAAUAGCAGUAGCAGCAGUAGUAGUAAUAGCAGCAACAGCAGUAGUAGUAAUAGCAGCAGUAGUAGUAGCAGCAGUAGUAGUAAUAGCAGCAGUAGUAGUAGCAGCAGCAGCAGUAGUAAUAGCAGCAGUAGUAGUAGCAGCAGCAGUAGUAGUAGUAAUAGCAGCAGUAGUAGUAGCAGCAGCAGCAGUAGUAUUAGCAGCAGCAGUAGUAGUAGUAAUAGCAGCAGUAGUAGUAGUAGUAAUAGCAGCAACAGCAGUAGUAGUAAUAGCAGCAGUAGUAGUAAUAGCAGCAGUAGUAGUAGCAGCAGCAGCAGUAGUAAUAGCAGCAGUAGUAGUAAUAGCAGCAGUAGUAGUAAUAGCAGCAGUAGUAGUAGCAGCAGCAGCAGUAGUAAUAGCAGCAGCAGUAGUAAUAGCAGCAGUAGUAGUAAUAGCAGCAGUAGUAGUAGCAGCAGCAGCAGUAGUAAUAGCAGCAGCAGCAGCAGUAGUAAUAGCAGCAGCAGUAGUAGUAGUAAUAGCAGCAACAGCAGUAGUAGUAAUAGCAGCAACAGCAGUAGUAGUAAUAGCAGCAGUAGUAGUAAUAGCAGCAGUAGUAGUAGUAAUAGCAGC
Molecule: messenger RNA, 1185 nt
Organism: Gigantopelta aegis
Lineage: Eukaryota; Metazoa; Mollusca; Gastropoda; Neomphalida; Peltospiridae
Exons: 1
Source: RefSeq, a predicted model, not a curated record